UAGGUUAGGGCGUUCCUUCCCGGUGGCUGCCAGCAUCACGGACGCCAGCCUGCUGACCACAGUCUCUACUCUGCUGCUGUCAAGUGUCUGUCAGUGGAACCGUUUCUUUACGACAAUGUCUGAGGUCGACUGUCGGGGCGACGUGGCGGAGAGGGCGAGCGUGAUCCUCCACAGGCCGGGGAUCACACUGGAGGAGAUGACGGCCGGCUACGACGACUUGUCCGAGACCUACGAGGAGACGAUUGAGGGCGGGUACCGCGGCCCCGCCAUCGUGAUGGAGGAGGCGCUGCGUCGGGUGCCCCCGGAGCGGCGUGCCAAAGCCAGGGUGCUGGACGUGGCCGCUGGGACGGGCUGCGUGGGCCGCGAACUCCACCGGGAAGGCUUCAGGCACAUAGACGCUGUGGAGCCGUCGCAGGGCAUGAUCAAGAAGCUGCGGGAGUCUGGCGUCUAUACCAACGACUUCGUAGAGUUUAUCGGCACCGGACAUUCCACCGUGCCCAAAGACACCUACGACCUGGUGGUCAUCUCGGGCGCUAUGGGCGAAGGUCACAUCCCAGUCAGUGGCAUCGACGACCUGGUGCGCGUCGCCAAGAACGGAGGCUUCGUGGUCAACGUGAUGCGCCAUGAAUACCUGGAGACAGUGGCAGCCUACAAGGAGAAGCUGGAGCCUUACAUGGACCAGCUGGAGGAGGACGGAAAGUGGAGGAAGGUGGAGCGGCGCGUCGUGCCUAACUAUUACUUCGGGAAGGAGGGCGUCGUCUACGUCUACCGCGUCACAAAGGCUGAAUGAGGAGCGACGGGGAGGCAGAGAAAGGAGCAUGCAGUAGUCCGUAAUGGUGGUGAUGGCGUGGUCGUGGUCUGGGUCUUGGGUGUAUAUCUACUAUUAUAGGUUAUGGUUAAAAGAAUUAUCGUACACGAGCGCUAUCAUAAUUGUCAGUGCUGUAACAAAUGUAAAUAAAGAAUAAAUGAUCGCCCUGUACCCCACCGAAAA
Messenger RNA from Eriocheir sinensis (Chinese mitten crab), 991 nucleotides. RefSeq names its product methyltransferase-like protein 27. Lineage: Eukaryota; Metazoa; Arthropoda; Malacostraca; Decapoda; Varunidae. The record is from RefSeq and is a predicted model, not a curated record. The coding region runs from base 116 to 790 and encodes 224 amino acids. The transcript has 7 exons.